Aphidius gifuensis is the source of this 2108-nucleotide messenger RNA. RefSeq lists its product as uncharacterized. The transcript has 2 exons. Bases 195 to 1958 code for a protein of 587 amino acids. NCBI's taxonomy places the organism in Eukaryota, Metazoa, Arthropoda, Insecta, Hymenoptera, Braconidae. The record is from RefSeq and is a predicted model, not a curated record.
UUGACGGCGCCAUGUAAUGGUUGGAUUGAAAAUGUGGAGGUAAGUUUGUACGAGGUCGAGUUUGCAAAAGUUUGCAAAAGUAAGAUACUUUAGUUGAGUUUUCGUUAGUCUAGCACGAGCCACUGCUCAGGAGACACCAAUUGGAGGAUUUUUUUCUUCCAAGUGAGAGAGAAAAUUAAAAUUAAAAAAUAAAUAUGCCGACACAUCGUCAGCCCAAGUCCCUUGAGGGACUUAGUAUGGGACGAGUGUGCCAGCAGCUUGAUUUGACGUGCCGGCGUUUACAAAGAUUAUCGCAGGAGACAUCAUCAAGUCAAAUAUUAACAUUGGCCAAACAAACAAUAAGACCAUACUAUGUUAAAUCAUUACCAGCAUCAUUACGUUCACGUGUUAUUGAAGAAACAUCUAAAAUGCUUUAUGGACCAGCACCAGAUGGAUCAACACUAAUAUCUGGACCAGCACCAUUGUAUCUUCAUGUAUUACUACUUGGUCAAGAUAUACGACAAUUAAAAAUUAAUUUAUGUUGUUAUUAUGGAUGUAGUCAUCAAACAUCAUUACUUAAACUUCUUGCUAAUGAAGGUAUUGGUAUUGAAUCACUUGAAUUAGCACGUUCAGCAUUAUUAAGACUUGAUUGUAAAUUAUUACGUUCAGCACUUUUAAAUAUGAGAAAUUUAAAAAGUUUAACACUUCGUAAUAUUGCUAAUGAUGCAGUUUUACAAGUUGUUGGUAAAACAUGUCCAAAAUUAAUUAUUCUUGAUGUAUCAUGUUCAAUGCAAGUUACUGAUAUUGGUCUUAAACAAUUACUAUUACAAGUUGAAUUACGUGAUAAAAUAACAUCUACAAAUUAUGAUUAUAUUCAUCAUCAUCAUCAUCAUCAACAACAACAACAAGAUGAAGAACCAACAACAUGGUCAAAAUUAAAAAUAAUAAUAUCAAAAUUUAAAGUUAAAAAAAAUCAUAAAAGCCAUAAAAAUUAUCCUGGUACUGUGUUACUUGAAUAUUAUGAGAGUAAAAAUAAUAUUUGUAAUACAUUAAAAAUUCUUAAUGUUGCAAAUACUGGUGUUACAAGUGGUGGUGUAUUAUUGGCAUUGGCACAUGUACCAAAUUUAGAAUCAUUAGCUGAUUAUAAUCAUAUGGGUAGAGUUGUUGAGAUAAUGAAUAAAGGUGUUAUUAAUAUUGCAACACCAUUUAAUUUAAUACAAGCAAGAAGUAGCAGAACAACAUCAUCAAGACUUGAGCUUUUAUCUCAAACAUGUCCGCGUAUUGAAAAGCUACAUAUAUCUGAGCCACAUCAUUCACCAAAAUAUUUAAGUUUAUUUAAAAAUAUAACAAGUCUAAGUAUUCACAGUAUACCAGCAAAGUGUCAUUGGAUUAAUGAAUUUUAUGAUUAUAUCAAAGUUGAUGGUCAAUGUUUAAAAGAAUUAAAUUUACGUGUUAUACAAAGUGAAGAGACACCAUUGAAAUUAGACUUGAGACAAAUAUAUUUAUACUGUCAAAGUUUAAUAACACUUACAAAUGAUGGUGCAAGUGUUGUUUGGCUUGAUGGCAAUGAACCAUCAUCAUUGUGCUCAUUAAAAAAAAUUCAUCUUGGUCGUACUGUCACAGCUAUGACAAUUGAAAAAAUUAUUAAAUAUUCACCAGCACUUGUUUCACUUCAUGUACAUAGUUGUUUUGACAUAACAAAUAGUCAUAUUGAAUCAUUUAUUAAAAAUUCAUUAAAUGAUAAUUGUUUUGUUGAAAAUUUAUCAUGUUUUUAUAUUUAUGAAGCAAAUAAAUUGACAGCUAAUAUUGUACUUGACAUGUUCAAGUAUUGCAAGAGACUUAAAAAAAUUGGCAACUUGGCUAAUUGGGGUCUUGAUUGUGAAGGAAUUAAAUGUAUUAAAAAAACACUUGCACAAGAUAAUUUAAAUGUUGAACUUUGUCCAGGAUCACAUUGGUUUUGGAGCAAUUGUAUACAUUAGAAAUAUCUACGCUUUUUUUUUUUCUUUUCGUCGAAAUUUUUUUUUUAUAUUAAUUAAAAUAAAUAAAAGAGAAAAAUUUAUAUUGCCAUUGUGAGUAUUAAUUUGUUUUUUGUAUUUGUCAUUUAAUAAUAAAUUUUAUAUUGACUUACU